Molecule: messenger RNA, 2128 nt
Organism: Baudoinia panamericana UAMH 10762
Lineage: Eukaryota; Fungi; Ascomycota; Dothideomycetes; Mycosphaerellales; Teratosphaeriaceae
Exons: 1
Coding region: 134-1702 (522 amino acids)
Biological process (GO): L-homoserine metabolic process
Molecular function (GO): homoserine O-acetyltransferase activity; L-serine O-acetyltransferase activity
Source: RefSeq, a predicted model, not a curated record
AGCGCAGAUCGGUUAAUGUUUUCGAGCCGAAGCAUGGAAAGCAUUGCAGUGCUUUGAAAUCAGCCUUCGAGGUGGCGGAGUAAGAUGCAGUGUUGACAACGACUCUGUGGGCUGGUAGAGAAUCAUCGGAAUCAUGAAGUCGUCAAUAAGCGCAGCCAGCGUGCUGGUAAGAGCCGUGCGAGCGUCACCGAGGACGAGCUUGUGGCACCGUUGUGUACCGUUACCAUCAUGCCAGACACCUCGCGGCAUACGGACCGAAAGCAGACGUACUGCGCAAGUAGCAACGGCUCCCGCGCCUGAACAGGAUCUUCCGCCAUUGUCAAACCCGCAGCUGGCCUUCCCAUGCCUGGACAACGUGGAGCAGCGGACAGAGAGGCUCAGCAGGCGGUCUAUGUCCGGACCCGAACCCUCGUAUACGACUGGCAAGCAUGAGACGUUCCACUCGGACGAGCCCAUACUAUUAGACUGGGGAGGAGUGUUACCGAGCUUCGACAUAGCGUACGAGACAUGGGGUACGCUGAAUGCAGACCAGAGCAAUGCGAUCCUUCUGCAUACGGGUCUCUCAGCGAGUAGUCAUGCACACAGUACGGCAGCGAACCCCAAGGCAGGCUGGUGGGAGAGGUUCAUUGGACCUGGCGCACCGCUAGAUACGGACAAGUACUUUGUCAUUUGCACGAACGUUCUCGGAGGCUGCUACGGUAGCACAGGCCCAAGCAGCAUUGAUCCGGUCAGCCAGCAGCCGUAUGCGACCCGCUUCCCCAUCCUGACGAUGCACGACAUGGUGCGAGCGCAGUUUAGACUGCUAGACAGUCUGAACAUCCGCAAGCUUUACGCUAGUGUUGGGUGCAGUAUGGGUGGCAUGCAGUCGCUCGCAGCAGGCAUACUGGAGAACGAUCGUGUCGGACGCGUUGCCUCAGUAUCGGGCUGCGCGCGAAGCCAUCCUUACAGUAUCGCCAUGCGCCAUACGCAGCGUCAAGUCCUCAUGAGCGAUCCGGCUUGGGCACAAACCCGCGGUAACUACUACAACACAGUUCCUCCGCACCAGGGCAUGAAGCUUGCACGUCAAAUAGCGACAGUCACCUAUCGCUCAGGACCGGAGUGGGAGAAGCGGUUCGGCAGACAACGUGCGGAUUCUAGCAAACCGCCCGCCCUAUGUCCAGACUUUCUGAUAGAAACGUACCUUGACCAUGCUGGCGAGAAGUGGUGCCUCGAGUACGAUGCAAACAGUCUGCUCUAUGUUAGCAAGGCUAUGGAUCUGUUCGAUCUCGGCAAACAAACGCAGGAAGCCACCGCCAAGCGUAGGCAGGACAAUGCCGGCAGACUUCAGGGUAUCAUGAGUCAGCAGAAACCGAAUGAUGUGUGCAGUCUGGCUCUGCCGGAGGAGCCAUACGAGGAGACAGAAUCAUCAGCCGAUAUCAUGGCCUCUGAAACGCCGUCUUCAGCGCAUCUUAAAUCUGCAGACAACGAUCUGGUCCGCGGCAUGGCGCCUCUGCGCGACACGCCAACGCUAGUCUUGGGUGUCGCAUCGGACAUCCUCUUCCCGGCUUUCCAACAGCGAGAGAUUGCUGAGACGUUACGGAAGGUGGGCAAUCGCAGUGUGACGCAUAUCGAGCUCGGCGAAGACAAAUCGAUGUUUGGUCACGAUACCUUCUUGCUGGAUCUGGAAGGCGUGGGUGGUGAAAUCAGACGAUUCCUAGGAUGACACCGGAUCUGAAGAUCAUGCUCAACAUCUAGCAAGCACUGCUAAGGCACCAUGCGUUGUCAAUGUGUCAAGCGGGGCGCUGAUAGGAACACAAUAGUCUACAUACUCUCCGCGGACUACCAUAUCUUCAGCACCGUCUCUGCAAUACUUGUGGGGAUCCCCGCGAUAUCGCUUUCUUCGAGAUGCUGUUACCCCUGCAAGACGUCACACGGCGGUGAACAGUCGCCUCCCAGCCUCUUCAUCAUUGUACUCGGCUAGCGGGCCCAGUAAGGCGCCAGGAGAUCUGUGACGCCAUCAGAUCAAGGACGAGGUGCUGGCAGCGCCCAAAGAGGUUGAGCUCAGCAGGCAGACGCCACGGGCGACGGAAAACAAGCAGAUUGAGGUGGGGGUGUGGCCGUUGGGAAAGAGCGCGAGUGAGCAAGCGCU